AUGGCAAUGCUGAAGCAGCUGACCGUGAAUGUGCCCUUGGUGGAGGCACUUGAGAAAAUGCCAGGAUACACUAAGUUUAUAAAGGACCUUGUGACGAAGAAAAGAGCGGUGAGCUAUAAACCGGUGGAAAAUCUCUACCACUAUAGUGCCAUUUCUACAAUAUCCUUAGUGCAAAAGAAGCCCGAUCCCGGAGCAUUCACCAUCCCUUGUACUAUCGGGUCGCUUGAUUUUGCGAAAUCCUUAUGCGAUCUCGGAGCAAUUAUUAACUUGAUGCCACUGGCUGUUUAUAAGAAGUUGGGUUUGGGGGAUCCUACCCCCACAAAUAUGCGGUUGGUAAUGGCGGACAGGUCUGUGAAGCAGCCAGUGAAAAUAUUACAUGAUGUAUUGGUAAAGGUUGCCGACUUUAUAUUUUCUGUCAACUUUGUAGUCCUUGACUGUGAUGUGGACUUUGAAGUGCCCAUUACUUUAGGUAGACCAUUCUUAGCAACUGGGAGAGUGAUAGUUGACAUAGAGCUGAAUGAGCUCAAGUUUAGGCUCAAUGAAAAAGAAGCAAAAUUUGAAAUGCACCCAUCCAUGACACAGCAAAAGGAGAUGAGUGUUUUCUUAAUUGUGGAUAUGUUCUAUGAGGAUGGGAAAUAG
Molecule: messenger RNA, 639 nt
Organism: Capsicum annuum
Lineage: Eukaryota; Viridiplantae; Streptophyta; Magnoliopsida; Solanales; Solanaceae
Exons: 1
Coding region: 1-639 (212 amino acids)
Source: RefSeq, a predicted model, not a curated record